Messenger RNA from Rattus norvegicus (Norway rat), 4509 nucleotides. Lineage: Eukaryota; Metazoa; Chordata; Mammalia; Rodentia; Muridae. The record is from RefSeq and is a predicted model, not a curated record.
GGUCUGCUGGUCUCAGUCUGUUCUCCCUGCCUGCGGAUCCUGGGGACUCCUAGAUGGGAGGCAGCUCUGACCCACAGGAAGGCAAGCCAUCAAGUAGCUAGGCUGUCCACAUUUGGUUCUCAGAUUUCCUGUUCAGCCCCCUCGGGCCAAUGCCUGGGUCUGCAGGCCCAGCGGAUUGGAAGCCCCCCUCCCUCCGGCUCUGAAGAAGGCUGGGCCAACCAGGGGGUUAUUUUGGGAGCAGCUUCUGAGAUCCAAUGGCCUUGUUAGGGCAACACUGACCUUUCUAUCCUGGGAGGAAGGCAGGGCUGGAGAAGGGGCGGGGCAGCUGGGAGAUCGGAGCCGCACGCCCACUGGGGUGGAUGAGAAGGGGGCCAGCGGCUGCUUCAGGGUGGGUGGCGGGAAUUCAGCCUCGGCUGGGCUGCUAAACAGGGAAUUGUCCCUCUUUGAAAAGACAGGACCCCUCAACUUUUUUCGUUGCUUUCUUAAGGAGAGCUCACCGGACUCCAUGGAAGCAGAACCUGGGACGCUUUGUGGGAACUUCGAGUCUCUUCGGUCUGCUUCCUUUUUAAGUUACUGCCUUGCUGGGAUGAUUGAGGGGGCCUCUCAGCCAUGGCACUGACCAGCGCCCCCACUGCUGACUUGGCCUUUGGGCUUUUUCUGCCUCUGCUGGCAUUUUACUUUUCCCCACCUCGAGCCCGGUGCUGAGUCUAGGGGCUCAGUCUGAAGGUGCCUGGAGAGCAUCAGGUACCCCUACGCCCAAGCUGGAGGACGGAGGAGUUGUCAGGAGCGAGGAUGAGAUGAGCGGGGGCCGCUUUGACUUUGAUGAUGGCGGGGCGUAUUGUGGGGGCUGGGAAGGGGGGAAGGCACAUGGGCACGGACUGUGCACCGGCCCUAAGGGCCAGGGUGAAUACUCGGGCUCCUGGAAUUUUGGCUUUGAAGUGGCAGGCGUCUACACCUGGCCCAGUGGGAAUACCUUUGAGGGAUAUUGGAGCCAGGGCAAACGACAUGGACUUGGCAUAGAGACCAAGGGGCGAUGGCUCUACAAGGGGGAGUGGACACAUGGCUUCAAGGGGCGCUACGGAAUCCGGCAGAGCACAAACAGUGGUGCCAAGUACGAGGGCACUUGGAAUAACGGCCUACAGGAUGGUUAUGGCACGGAGACCUAUGCAGACGGAGGGACCUACCAAGGCCAAUUCACCAACGGCAUGCGGCAUGGCUACGGCGUGCGCCAAAGCGUGCCCUACGGGAUGGCAGUGGUGGUGCGCUCCCCGCUGCGCACCUCGCUGUCCUCGCUGCGCAGCGAGCACAGCAAUGGCACAGUGGCUCCAGACUCGCCGGCGGCAGACGGGCCCACGCUGCCCUUGCCCCCGGUGCCGCGUGGUGGCUUCGCGCUCAGCCUACUGGCCACGGCCGAGGCUGCGCGUCCCCCAGGGCUGUUCACACGAGGCGCACUGCUGGGUCGACUGCGACGCUCAGAGUCACGCACGUCGCUGGGCAGCCAGCGCAGCCGCUUGAGCUUCCUCAAGAGCGAGCUGAGCUCAGGAGCCAGCGAUGCCGCGUCCACCGGCAGCCUGGCCGAAGGCGCCGAGGGCCCUGACGACGCGGCUGCACCCUUCGACGCCGACAUCGACGCCACCACCACGGAGACCUACAUGGGCGAGUGGAAGAACGACAAACGCUCGGGCUUCGGUGUGAGCGAACGUUCCAGCGGCCUUCGCUACGAGGGCGAGUGGCUGGACAACCUGCGCCACGGUUACGGUCGCACCACGCUGCCCGACGGCCACCGCGAGGAGGGCAAGUACCGCCACAAUGUGCUGGUCAAGGGCACCAAGCGCCGCGUGCUGCCGCUCAAGAGCAACAAGGUUCGCCAGAAGGUGGAGCAUGGGGUCGAGGGUGCGCAACGCGCAGCAGCCAUUGCGCGCCAGAAGGCUGAGAUUGCUGCCUCCAGGACAAGCCAUGCCAAAGCCAAGGCCGAGGCAGCAGAACAGGCUGCCCUGGCUGCCAACCAGGAGUCCAACAUUGCCCGUACAUUGGCCAAGGAGCUGGCUCCAGACUUCUACCAGCCAGGUCCGGAGUAUCAGAAGCGUCGGCUGCUCCAGGAGAUCCUGGAGAACUCAGAGAGCCUGCUGGAGCCCCGGGAGCGGGGCCCGGGCACCGGCCUCCCCGAACGGCCCCGGGAAAGCCCACAGCUGCAUGAGCGCGAGACCCCGCAGCCGGAGGGCGGACCCCCUUCCCCGGCCGGAACGCCCCCGCAACCCAAGAGACCCCGGCCGGGAUCGUCAAAGGACGGUCUGCUGAGUCCGGGUGCCUGGAACGGCGAGCCCGGUGGAGAGGGCAGCCGGCCCGCCACGCCAUCGGAUGGCGCCGGCCGUCGUAGCCCCGCGCGUCCGGCUUCGGAGCACAUGGCCAUCGAGGCGCUGCAGCCACCGCCCGCGCCCUCGCGGGAGCCUGAGGUGGCACUGUACCGCGGUUACCACAGCUACGCUGUGCGCACCGGGCCACCCGAGCCCCCGCCCUUGGAGGAUGAGCCCGAGCCCGAGCCCGAGGUCCCGCGAUCCGACUCGGAGCCCCCGUCCCCCGUCUCCGCCACGGUCCAGGAAGAGGAGUCCCCUGCGCCGCGAAGCCGGGUGCCCGCCAAGCCCGCCACCCUGGAGCCCAAGCCCAUAGUCCCCAAAGCCGAGCCCAAGGCCAAGGCGCGCAAGACAGAGGCCCGCGGGCUGAGCAAGGCGGGUGCCAAGAAGAAGGGCCGGAAAGAAGUGGCACAGGAGGCCGAGGCCGAGGUGGAGGUAGAGGAGGUCCCCAACACCGUCCUCAUCUGUAUGGUGAUCCUGCUGAACAUCGGCCUGGCUAUCCUAUUCGUUCACCUCCUGACUUGACCCUCAUCUACCAGAACCACUGAGGAUGCCAGGACCUGUCUUUCUGCAGUGCCAAGCAGGUGUCCCAGGAGGAUGGGACUGCGGACCUAAAGCCUUGCUCACAUCCACUCCAUGGACAUUUAAGGAGGCCUCCCGUGAGCCCAUGCUGGGUGCCGGGGUGCCAGAGGAAGAGAAUGUCUAGGUACCCUCCGGGGUAAAGGAUGCCCCGAGGGAGUAGCCCUGGUCUCCCGAACCCCUUUGCUCCUGCACCUGUCCUCAGUCCUGCCCCACUUUGCCCUGCCACCCUUCCCUGGGCUUUUGUGCGUUUUGAGAGAUAUCACGAAAGCAAGAUAUUCAUACAGAUCUCUCCCUCUUCCUCCUACCCUACCCCCAACCUAGUCCUCUGGCUGAUGGCUUGAGGCCACGCAGAAAGACAAAGGGUGCAGAUGUCCCUUGGGUAGUGCAGUCACUCCCCCAGCCUAUACUGCUCAGAGUUCACAGACUUCUGGAGGGCAGCGUAGGAAACAGAGAAGCCCAGUUGAAUAUCCUCCAACCAGUCCAGUUGUCAUCCCCUAGGACCAGUAGUGGGGGAGACCUGAGCAUCUGAGCCUUUGGCUGGGAAGCCACCUAAAGGGGUCUGGGGUGGGGUGGAGAAGGUUAGGCAUGUUGGUGAUGGCCCCUAAUUCUGAGUGUGUCUGAGCCUGAGGCAGGAGUUCAUUUAGGGUCAUAGAUGUUCCCUGGGCAUUUCGUAGGAGCUCUGCGUCUGAGAGCUACGGCUACUGUGAUGUCCUAUGAAUUGGCUUAUCCCUGUCCCCCGUCGAAGCCACAUUGGGAUCAGGGGAGCAUGGCACGGAAAUCUGUGGAAGUCGAGAGCUGUAUCCCCUGGUGCGCAUUCUCUGGCAGAGGCUGGAGACAAGCGCUGUGCAGGAGACGGGAGCAAGUCUGGGCUCUAGCCAGAUGCGGCCUGUGCAACAAUGAAUCAUGCUUGGCAAAAGGUUUACCCGCAUGCACCUCACUUAAAGAAGUUUGCACCACACUGUGUGUCCCGGCCCUCAGGCUUGCUGGGUAUAGCAUGGCAGCUCAGGACAAGUGGCUCCCCAUUCCCAGGAGGGUGGAAGGAAAGAGUCGCAGGCCCCUCGAGUUUAGGGAAGAGGAGGCGACGGCAUCCACACUGAGCUGGAGGAAGCUAUUGGUCCUCUGACUUUGGACCUCUCGGACUUGAGCAUGGAAGCCAGGUAUCCUCCCAGGGCAACGUUGAACCUACAUAUUGGGGGUCAGCUUCCUUUUCUUCUCAGUCCACGGGCACCUUCUCCUCUAGAGUCACACUGGCUGCUCCUAGCUCUGCUGGGGCCUGGUGGUUUGGUUGGAAUUGCUUUUCUACUGACAGGAGCCUGCGGAUGCUCUUGUACCUGCCAGCGUAGGCAGGGCUCUGCCUCUGGUUGGGUUUUCCUGGAUUCUAGGGAGUAAGGGGGUGACAGGCCCUCGGCCUUGGUUCUGAGGUCAUUGCUCUCCACUCUGGGUGCGGUCCAGGCCUGAGAACAAGCUUGUCACUGUCAGAGCUAUCAGAGCUGUUUUAGGGGAUAUGGGUUGAAGGGUUAGGGUUCAGGAUGCCAAGUCUGUGCCAAAAUAAAUCCGCAUAUGCUCACAAGUUCAA